GCCCCAUCUCCACCUAACCUACUCCCGACUGCACUGCAUCGUCCCGCUCCCGCAGACGCCACUUCAAGCCAACCGAGCAGCGCUACCGCCAACUACCGACAGUCAGCAAACAUGACAUACAAGCUUCUCACCACGCUGGCUUUCUUCCUCACACUCUCGCCUACUUUGGCCCUUCCAACGCAACAAGCCAGCGCCGCAAAGCGCGAAGCAGCCGAUGCCACAGCGGCCGACGAGCUCAUAACCUGGGCCUACGACCGGACCACCAACACGCAGGAGAAGAAGAGGGAAGCCGCUGACGCUACUUCCGCCGAUGAGCUCAUAACCUGGACAUACAACCAUAACACGAAUACGCAGGAGAAGCGCGAAGCUGAAGCUGCGGAGGACGUCUCAGCCGACGAGCUUGUGACGUGGUUGUAUGGACAGAACACGAAUAACCAGGGCCAGACUUGAAGGGAGAGGUAUGAAGCGUUGGUGACUGGUAUGCGAAAGCUCGUGCGGAGUUGAAGGUAAUCGUGUGGGGCGUUCUAGUUCAGGUUGGGUUCGGUUCGAUACUAUGGCACCUGGAGUCGUGGAGCAGGCGCGUUCUCUGGUGGAUCGUUGGUUAACUAGGGCAUUAGCAGAC
Molecule: messenger RNA, 622 nt
Organism: Trematosphaeria pertusa
Lineage: Eukaryota; Fungi; Ascomycota; Dothideomycetes; Pleosporales; Trematosphaeriaceae
Exons: 2
Coding region: 112-450 (112 amino acids)
Source: RefSeq, a predicted model, not a curated record